UUAAUUUGAAACAAAGAAAAUAUUUUCAACUUAAUUAAGGAUUCAGACAUUUCAGGGAUAUAUGUAGCCAGCUAAAUUCCGGGAAUGAGGUCCUCAGCCUCCGGUGUCAUUGGUGAAUGACCGAAGAUGUCUCACAGCAGGUUGUUUGCCAGGCUGCUUUUGCAGCAGAUUGGAGUCAGGCACUGUUAUACGGGGUCAAGGAAGAACCUCUACAUCACUAAGAACACGAAGGUCAUCUGCCAAGGUUUCACAGGGAAGCAGGGAACAUUUCACAGUCAGCAGUCUCUUGACUAUGGCUCCCAGUUAGUCGGAGGUGUUUCCCCUGGAAAGGGUGGCAAGACGCACCUCGGUCUGCCCGUCUUCAACUCAGUCAAGGAGGCAAAGGAGGGCACAGGGGCAGAUGCCACUGUGAUUUAUGUACCUCCUCCAUUCGCGGCAGCAGCCAUCAUCGAGGCCAUUGACGCAGAGAUGCCCCUGGUGGUGUGCAUCACUGAGGGCAUCCCCCAGCAGGACAUGGUGCGAGUCAAACAUAAGCUCCUGCGCCAGAGCGCCACCCGCCUCAUAGGCCCCAACUGCCCAGGAGUCAUCAAUCCUGGAGAAUGCAAGAUUGGUAUCAUGCCAGGUCACAUUCACAAGAAAGGAAGAAUUGGCAUUGUUUCCAGAUCGGGUACCCUGACGUAUGAAGCUGUGCACCAAACUACACAAGUAGGCCUGGGACAGUCACUCUGUGUUGGUAUCGGCGGGGAUCCAUUUAAUGGUACAAACUUCAUAGACUGUCUGGAGGUGUUCCUGCAGGAUCCCAAGACGGAGGGCAUCAUCCUUAUUGGAGAAAUCGGGGGGAAUGCGGAGGAGAAUGCAGCAGAGUACCUGAAACAGCACAACUCUGGCGCUAAUGCAAAGCCCGUGGUGUCCUUCAUCGCAGGACUGACCGCUCCUCCCGGCCGGAGGAUGGGCCACGCGGGCGCCAUCAUUGCUGGUGGAAAGGGCGGAGCCAAAGAGAAGAUUGCAGCCCUCCAGUCAGCUGGAGUUGUAGUCAGCAUGUCCCCUGCUCAGCUUGGCAGCACUAUGUUCAAGGAAUUUGAGAAGAGGAAGAUGUUGUAAAUCGUGCGGGAAGGCAACCGACCUUUUACCCCCUGCCUUGAAAUUGAGACGAGCAGCCUGAUUCUGGAGGUGGAUAUGCCCUACGGUGUCUGUAAACCCUGAUUAUUUCAACUACGAUGCGCACAGCCAGUGUUUGUAUUGUAAUUUCUGCCAUGAACUUAUACCUUGCACAUAGCAGAAGAAUAAAAACAUAGUGUCUUAAUGGUAUCCUAAAGAACUCAUUGUACACAGAGUCAAAGCUUCAUAGGUGUGUUCUUUUUUUUUUCCUUCCUCCACACAAUGUCAACACCUGAGGGAAGGAUGAUUUGUUCCGUUCUGUUCUACUCCUGCUGUAAGAUGUAUUCAUCACCCAUUUCACCGGCUGCCCACCUGAAUAAGAAGUAUUUCUCAUAUCAUUUUGCACCUGUGUUCUGUCUGUACUUUCUCCUGGCACAUGUGAGAAACAGAUGUGGUGCCAUUAUUGAAUGUCUGUUUCCAGAUUUUUAGCAGUGAGCAGCAAACUUGCAAAUGAAUUCAGAAGGUGCCAGUGACAUUGCACGUUCAGAAUAAAUUCCAAGGUAAAGCGUUGAA
Amphiprion ocellaris (clown anemonefish) is the source of this 1671-nucleotide messenger RNA. RefSeq names its product succinate-CoA ligase GDP/ADP-forming subunit alph (gene suclg1). Gene Ontology annotation, molecular function: succinate-CoA ligase (GDP-forming) activity; succinate-CoA ligase (ADP-forming) activity. Gene Ontology annotation, cellular component: succinate-CoA ligase complex (ADP-forming); mitochondrion. The record is from RefSeq and is a predicted model, not a curated record. The coding region runs from base 127 to 1101 and encodes 324 amino acids. NCBI's taxonomy places the organism in Eukaryota, Metazoa, Chordata, Actinopteri, Pomacentridae. The transcript has 9 exons. Gene Ontology annotation, biological process: tricarboxylic acid cycle.